Messenger RNA from Cladophialophora immunda, 5289 nucleotides. RefSeq lists its product as uncharacterized. The coding region runs from base 249 to 4724 and encodes 1491 amino acids. Gene Ontology annotation, molecular function: lipid binding. NCBI's taxonomy places the organism in Eukaryota, Fungi, Ascomycota, Eurotiomycetes, Chaetothyriales, Herpotrichiellaceae. The transcript is spliced from 5 exons. The record is from RefSeq and is a predicted model, not a curated record.
GCCGCGUCGAGCAAAGCAACAGAGAGAGCAUUGGCCGAGCACCUUGCCUCGCAGGCUCACCACAUCCAUUCCCAUUUAUUUCCCUUCUCUACUUUUUCUGUGGCAGAGCCCCAGUUGCACAGGUGACUUGACAUCUGUCCUGCCUACUUAUUCUCCGUCUUCGAUCCCCUUCCUCCUUCUCUCCACAUGCCCUCCGAAAUCUAGAGCAGCUCGGACCAGGGUCGGUUGAUCGUCCUCGCCCAAUCACCAUGAGCUCCGAGAGAGAAAAGAACGAGCUCAAGUCCCAGGGCGCUGUCGAGGCUGCUCGCGACCCAAACAGCUCUGUCACCGGCGAUGAUGCUGCACGGGUCAUCUUAGACGAGAGCAAGAAAGCUGGUUCCGCCGCCCUGCAUUUCGAUCCCAACGCCUCCCCAGAAGAAAAGGCCGCGCAAGCCAGAUCGCGGCAGAACGAUACUCGUCGCCCACCCAAGGGAAUCGGAGUGGUGACGGAUCUGGACGACGGAAAGCCUGCUCAGUACGAUCUACCUCCGCCCGAGCCCAUUUCCGUUGCCGCGAAGGCAGAGCCACCUACGGCCCAGGCUGGCGCGGCAGAUGGAGUCGCCCCAGAAGAAGAACAAGAAUGGUCCAAGGUCGGAUGGGCUCCCCGCUUCGGAUCUGGUGAGACGGAUGAGGAGAAAGAAGAAGGCAACCUAUUAGACCAUCAAACGGCCCUCGAGGGGAGGCUGGACGAGAAGUUCUUUGGUGAUUGGUAUCACAACACGGCUGUCAUCAUCUUUGCCUGUAUAGCAUCAUGGCUCGUUGCUACCCUCGGCGGCGGUCUAGCAUGGGUCAUGAUCAUCAUGGCCACUUGCGGCACAUACUACAGGACCUCCAUCAGACGAGUGAGACGAAACUUCAGAGACGAUAUUACACGAGAAUUGGCCAAAGCACGUCUGGAGACCGACACCGAAAGCCUUGAAUGGCUGAACAGCUUCCUCGUCAAAUUCUGGCCCAUCUAUGCCCCCCAGCUUGCCAAAGCCAUCAUCAUGUCCGUGGACCAAGUUCUGAGUACCUCGACGCCAGCGUUCCUUGAUAGCAUGAGGCUUGAGACUUUUAUCCUAGGCACCAAACCACCACGCAUUGAGCACGUCAAGACCUACCCAAGAGCCGAGGACGACAUUGUCCUGAUGGAUUGGAAGUUCAGCUUUACCCCAACUGACACUAUGGACAUGACGGCGCGCCAGCUCAAGACAAAAAUCAACCCAAAAGUCGUCCUGGAAAUUCGGAUCGGCAAAGGUGUGGUCAGCAAGUCAAUGAAGGUCAUCGUCGAAGACUUCGAGUUCUCGGGUUUGAUGCGGGUCAAAAUGAAGCUGCAAAUUCCCUACCCGCAUAUUGAGCGUGUAGACAUUUGUUUCCUCGGUCGACCUACAAUUGACUAUGUCUGCAAGCCUCUAGGUGGAGAAACGUUCGGCUUCGACAUCAAUUUCAUCCCUGGACUGGAGAACUUUAUUAAAGAGCAGAUCCACGGCAAUCUUGCUCCGAUCAUGUACGAACCGAAUGUCUUUCCCAUCGAGGUGGCCAAACUGCUGUCGGGCAACCCCAUCGAUCUGGCCAUCGGCGUUGUUGCCGUUACGAUCCACAACGCCAACGGAUUGAAGAACCCUGACAAAUUCUCCGGUACACCAGAUCCCUAUGUCAUUGUCUCAUUGAACGGCGCCAAAGAGCUGGCACGCACCAAAACAAUUCACGAAGACCACAACCCUCGCUGGAACGAGACCUUGUACAUCAUCAUUACGAAUUUAACGGAUUCCCUUACGCUCCAGGUCUACGAUUACAACGAUGUGCGCAAGGACAAGCACCUUGGCACCGCCACAUUCGCACUGGACAGGCUGGAGGGCGCCACCGAGCAUGAAAAUUUGGGACUGGAUGUACUUGCCAACGGGAAGCACCGUGGGGUGGUCAAUUGCGACGUUCGUUUCUUUCCUGUCUUGGAACCGGAGAAACUCCAGACUGGCGAGAUUCUACCACCGCCGGAGUCGAACACGGGCAUCGCAAGAAUCACCAUCGAACAGGCCAAGGAUCUGGACGGAAGCAAGAGCCUGGUGGGCUCUUUGGAUCCUUAUGCCGUGCUUCUUCUGAAUGGCAAGGAGAUUCACGUUACCAACAAGCUCAAGCACACCAACAACCCUGUAUUCUCAGACAAUACCAAAUCGGUCCUCAUCACGGAUCGUAAGAGAGCGAGGAUCGGAUUGGUGAUCAAAGACAAUCGCGACCUUGCCACCGACCCGAUCUUGGGCACCUUUCAAAUCAAGCUGGACGAUAUGCUCAAGCUUGUGGACAAAGGUCAGGAGUGGUUCAACUUGCACGGGACGACGACUGGGAAGGCUAAGUUGAUGCUGGACUGGAAACCGGUGGCAUUGAAGGGUGCCACUGGAUCUGGCGGCUACAUCACCCCCGUUGGUGUGAUGCGCAUUCACGUCCAAAGUGCGAAGAACCUGCGAAAUUACGAGACAAUGGGCAAAUCCGACCCUUAUGCCAGAGUUUUAUUGUCAAGCAUCCCCAAGGGCCGCACAGUAACGUUCCAGAAUGAACUCAAUCCUACUUGGGAUGAGGUCAUAUAUGUGCCGGUGCAUACACCUUCUGAACGACUAAUACUUGAGGUGAUGGACGAAGAAAAGCUCGGAAAAGAUCGGUCUCUGGGCCUGGUCCAAAUUGCGGCUUCAGACUACAUGAGAGAGGCCGAAGAAGGUGGGUACGAGGUUCAUGACACCAAGACCGUGCUUUCUGAAGGACUGCGAAUGGGAGGUGCCGGCGAAGCAAAGGGCACUGUCAACUAUACCGUUUCAUUUUUCCCAACUCUGAACGUGAUGGACCCAGAAGAGGAAGAGGAAGAACGAAAAGCCCAGGCGGCACUUGAAGCGCCCGGAACUCCAACUGGAACGCCAUCGCACAGCAAGAAAUCAUCGGUUGAUGUCAAAGCUUCAACCGAGAUAGCGAGGCCAAGUGUGGAAGGCCGGAAGAGUUUGGAAACGGCUGGCCGCCUUGGUGCUUUGACAAAUGGAGCUGCGUCUAUCAGCGGCUCUGUUGCUUCCGCCAAAAAACAGUCACCCAAAAUCAAGAUCACCCCAGAGGAUCUCCACAAAUAUGAAUCUGGUCUAAUUGUCUUCAACAUCAUCGAAGGCCACUUUGCACAAACUGACACAAAGCUUGAGGUGGUGAUGGAUGAUCAUGCUUUCCCAUCUUACACGUCCUCAAAGAUUCGAGAUAGGGACCACCACUUCGGCGAGACUGGCGAUGCCAUGGUCCGUGAAAUCGAAAUGUCUCGGAUCACACUCCGCUUGACCGAAAAGGUUGACCGCACCGGCAAGGGCGACGACAAUGACAUCGUUGCUAAGCUGACGGGCCCUACGCUUCCUACACUACAACAGUGCUUGUACAAGCCCACAGAACUCACAAUGAGGAGCAAUAAUGGAGCGGUCAGCAAAGUGGUAGUCAGUCUCAAAUACCUACCUGUGAAGAUGCAGCUUGACCCCAGUGAGAGCAUCAACAACAUGGGCACUCUCCGCGUCGACGUGAUGGAUGCUGCCGAUCUUCCGUCUGCCGAUCGCAAUGGCUACAGUGAUCCAUACUGCAAGUUCAGACUGAAUGGCAAAGAAGUGUACAAAACCAAGAUCCAGAAGAAGACACUUCAUCCCGCCUGGAACGAGUUUUUUGAGGUACAGAUUCCGUCCCGCACGGCAGCUGACUUCAAGGUCGACGUUAUGGAUUGGGAUUUUGGCGACAAGGCCGACCAUCUCGGUUCUGCGACGCUGAACUUGCAAGUUCUAGAGCCUUUCCAACCACAAGAGCUCCAGUAUGCGCUCGACGGAAAGUCGGGGAUCCUCCGACUUCGAAUGCUAUUCAAACCCGACUACAUCACCCGAGCCCGGCAAGGGACAUCAACCUUUUCAGGCACCUUCGCGCCGGCCGGAAAGGUCAUUGGUGCGCCCGUGAAAGGUGUCGGAAAGGUGGGCGGCGGGGUGGUGAAGGGAGCCUCAUUCAUCAAACACGGCUUGACUAGGGGGCGAAGCAGCAAGGAAGAGGCACCAGCGAGUACCAACGGAACGCUGGAGACUGCAGAUGCCGCCAUGACUCCGAUGGCAACUCCGGCCAAAGCCCCUCCGCUUGUCGAUGGAAGCGCGACUCCUGUCACCCCAGCCACGCCCUCCCCAAUGAUGCACUCCCGCACCAAGAGCAACCACUCAACCAUAACGGCUCACAAGGGUGGUGAGACAGGAACAGCGAGUUUCAUUGUCGUCUCCGCCACCGGAUAUCCUCCCAAAGCUGAUGUUCAGGUUCUCAUUAAGAUGGUCGGUUCCCGAGGCGCUAAAGAAGUACACAAGACCAAGGCAAUCAAGUCAGCAUCGGGAACAGUGGAGUUCGAUGCAAACCACGAAAACUUCAAGGUGCCCUGCUCGGCGGACACGCAGUUCCAGCUGCAAGUCAGAGAUCACGACAUGCUCCGAUCCAAAGACCUCGGGGAGGGCAUGUUUUUUGUAUCUGACCAGGGUGGGGGUUCCGAUCAAGUUAUCAAGGCUGGGUCGGGAUCGGUCACCAUCCGCAGCAGCUUCGCAGCCAGUAACGGAAUUGCCUCGGAUAGCCUCAGGCCGGUCACCAGCGGACGGGACAGCCCGGACUCGAAGCGAGAGGGACGACGAAGUUUCUUUGGGAGGAGGGAUGUUAGCGGCAAACACGAAGGAUCCUGAAUGGAUCAGGGAGAUAGUUGGCGAGGCUGUCGAACUGUCAUGGUUUCGGCGAGGUGGCGUUUUAGGAGGAAUGAUGCAGCAGGACGGUCGAGCAAAGAAGGUUCUUGAGGACUGCCUACCCGGGGAGCCCUCGAGCGCCUUGUUCUCUCGCUAGACUUUUAUUGCUUGUCCUUGAUUCAGAGAUACCAGAUAUUGUUUCUAAUUGCGCGGCUUAUGGCCUGCGAGGACCCGGGGGGGCCACCGAUCAAAAAGGCCCGAGGAAAACGGUGCACAAAAGGGAGGUAUUUCGCAGAAUACUAUUCGUGUUCAGGGUGAUCGAUAUGAUUGCUUUCCUUCUACGUUUAUCUCUGGGCUAGGUGCUUUGUAUGUGCAGACAGUCUUGGCUGAUACCCAUUUCCAGUGCCUACGCGUCCCCAGAGGAUGUACGUGUCAGGAUACGAGUACUCGUCGAGCUGAUAUCAAAAGUAGGUGGCACAGUCUGACGAGAAGUAUACAGAGAAGUGGUUCACUAUUGACUAAAAGGUACCCAUCAUUGACAAGGGCAUUUAUUCUGUUAUUCUGUCCU